CAACACUGCAGCGACAUCGCGCGCGACACCCACUCUCCAUUCCCUUGGGCGAAGUAAACAACCACACCACGAUAUCCCACUUUUUCCGCUUAUCGUCGACCCCUCGGCCGCCUGAAUCUGCGCUGCUCGCAUUUCCCUACGCGACGCGCCCGAGAACCAUUCGAAUUGCUGCCAACUUUAAGCUCUAACGCGUCUCGGCCCCGAAACUCGUCGCCGACGUCGCCGACAUGGCGCCCCGACCGUCCCUGGCGCGCCGCACGCUCGCGCCACAGGGCGAACAUAUUUACGAACUCGGUGUGGUGGGGAGGAAAACCGGCGUCACGGUUCCCGACUCGGGGGUACGCGAUGAACAUGGCAUGGAGCCGAUUGAGACCCUUUUUUCGUCGCCCGGCAAGUCGGACCACGAGGACCAGCAGGAUGAAGGAUCCGACGAUUACGGAAGCGGCGAGGAGAUGGAUAUCACUACAACAUCUGGAAUUGGCCCGGCGGCGCUGCUCAACGGCCAGGGGAGUAGGUUACCCGUGCCCUUGUCGCGCGUCCGGUCACCAGCCAAGCCGCUGCUCAACUCACCCGCCCAACGAAACCGAUUCCUCGCGCGGAACUCCUCAUCGCCAGCCCGUGGUGCCGUCAUUAGAAAUGACGGUCCCCGAUCCAGUAGCCAGCCGACGGGCGAUCAAACCGCAACCAAGCGCCGAUUAGACUUCCGCAGUGUCGCAAACGGGGGUCCACACUCGUUAUCGCAGCCCCAGGCUCACGGCAAUCGCCUGCAGCCAUUGCAACACGAUUCCGAAGAGGAGGAGGAGGCGCAAAGCGAAGGUGGUCAUGCAGCAGAUGAAGACGAGGUUAACGACUUCGUCGAAGAAUCCAUGGCCAUGCUGAACGAAGGGGAAGACUACGACCUUGCCGAACAAGAACCGGGACCAGCGCAAAGCGAGGCCGAAGAGGAGCAGGCGUCAGUAAUAGAGGACGAGGACCCGCCAGCUCCUGCUGCCAAAAGGAGGCCGGGCCGACCACCGAAACAGAAGGCAGCCGCACCAGCUAAGGCGGCGAAACCUCAGAAGAAGCCUGUCCAGCAAGUCGUGGAAGAAGAGGAGGAAGAGGAGGACCCAGAAGAGGACGGCGGGCACUCGGAGGAGGAACAAGAGCCGACGCCUAAACCACAAAAACCAACACCUGGGAAACGCGGUCGGCCCCCCAAGGCCGGCAAGGCCUCAGCUGCAGCAGCGCAACCCCCUGCCCGCGGCUCUAAGAAGCGCCGCUCGUUAGACGAAGAGUCCGCAGCGGCCGAGGAGCCCUCACCAGAGCCACAGCCAAAACGCCAGCGCACAUCCCCCGCCGCCAACGCGAAGAAACCCGGCCCUAAGAAGGCCGCCGCUCCAGGCAAGAAGGCGCCCCAACCGGCGGCGGCCACGGCCCCAGCCCCGAAACCCCGCGGCCGAAAGCGCAAGUCCUCCAUCGACGCGGGCGACGUGUCCCAAGUAGCCAUGGCGCGGGGCCCGCCGCUGCCCAAGUCGCGCGGCCUGCUGAUCAACCGGCGCGAGGUGCCGGGCGACCCGGGCUCGUCCAUGAGCCGCACGCGGUCCGGGCGCACCUCGUUCAAGCCGCUCGCCUACUGGCGCAACGAGCGCGUCGAGUUCGACAAGGACGAGGCCGAGGACGCUUUCGUCGGCCGCAAGCGCACCUCCCGCUUCGUCCUCUCCAGCGUCAACGCCGUCCACCGCGUCGACGAGCCUGAGCCCGAGGUCCGCGCCAAGUCCCGCCGCGGUGGUGGUGGUGGUGGUGGUGGGGUUGGGAAGAGGGGAGGUCCCGCGAAGCGCGGGCGGCGGAGGCGGAGUGGUGGGUUUGAGGAGGCUGAUGAUGGGGAGGAUGAUGGGCCCGCCGAGGUGUGGGAGCUCGACCCGGGGACGGUCACGGGCGAGGUGGUGGUGUGGCAGCCCGAGUACGAAUUCAACCCCCCCGCGCCGAACGACCUCGUCAGCGUCAUGGACAAGCAGCUCGCCAUCAGCGGGCCGGCCAUCAAGACGACCGAAGUGGUGGGCGGCGAGUUCCGCUACGCCAAGGUGUUCAGCGAGGGCUUCAUCGGCGCCGGCGUGGUCGACCUGCCGCCGGGGGCCAUCAAGCGGCUCAAGAACUCGCGCAAGGUUUUCAUGAUCUUUUUUGUGCAUGCCGGCCGGGUGCUGGUAACCGUUCAGGAGACGAGUUUCCGCAUCAGCAAGGGCGGGAUAUUCAUCGUGCCUAGGUACAACGAAUACACAAUAAACAAUGACUACGACCAGCCAGCCCGCAUCUUCUUCGCGCAAGGGCAAGAAAUGCCUGUAAACGCGCCGCCCGAAGAAGAUGUCGCCGAGGAUGAUGACGUGGACGAAGAGGUGGAGGUGAGCGAAGGCGAGGAGAUGGAGAGCGAAGAGGAGUAA
Molecule: messenger RNA, 2414 nt
Organism: Chaetomium fimeti
Lineage: Eukaryota; Fungi; Ascomycota; Sordariomycetes; Sordariales; Chaetomiaceae
Product: kinetochore CENP-C fungal-like protein
Exons: 4
Coding region: 228-2414 (728 amino acids)
Biological process (GO): attachment of mitotic spindle microtubules to kinetochore; spindle attachment to meiosis I kinetochore; kinetochore assembly
Cellular component (GO): kinetochore
Molecular function (GO): centromeric DNA binding
Source: RefSeq, a predicted model, not a curated record